CAUUGACACUUCAAUCACUUCAUUCACAUUAAGAAAUUUGACCGUUCACCAAACUUGUUUUGUUUUUGUGUAAAAAAAAAGUAAAUUAACCCAAUAAGUCGUAAAUUUCUGAAUUUGCGCCGUUUUUGCUUUAUUCAGUAUGUCGCUAAGGGAUCGGGAGAGAUUUGAUCAAAAUGAGAAGUGUCCUAGCGAAGCCGGGUCUUUAGAGAGUCUGUACGCUGACCAUGAAAUAGAAGAGGAUCUCGUUAUAGGUCCCGUGGAAAUAUGGAAGCCGAAAAUUACGUUAAAAUUUAUUGGUCUUAAAACAAAACCCAAAGACCCUGUAAAAACAAUUGAAAAGGACAUGAAACCACCAUAUAGUACAAGACAAAAAAAUCUUUGCAAAUUAUGCAAUAAAGAGUUUAAAAAUGCAAACAGGUUGGAAGAACAUAUUAUAACACAUUCUAACGAUCGACCUUUUUCUUGCAACAUUUGCAAUAAAAGAUACAAAAGGGAAUCUACACUGUACGCACAUAAGUAUACGCACGAAAACAAAAAGCCAUACAAGUGUAAACAUUGCAGAAAGAGCUUUACUUUUAAAGGCCAGUUGAAAGCGCAUACAAGGUUACACACUGGGGAAAAACCGUACAAGUGCAAUAUAUGUUCUAAAGAGUUUACGCAGCAGACAUCAUUGAAUAAUCAUCUUUUGAAACACAAAGGCAUUAAACCUCACUGUUGUGAGAUCUGUCAUGAGAGAUUCAGACAGGUUAGCAAUUUGAAGAAGCAUUUAGAAACUAAUCAUUCAGAUAAAAAGAAGGAUAUUCAAUUUCCUAAAGAAAAGGGGAAGAAACAUAAAAAUACGAAAGCUCAGAAGGAAAAGAAAGAAAAGCAAAGAAUGGUUGUAACUUGGUAUGCAUGUAAAAAGUGUAAAUUUGUGUUUAGUAGUAAUGAUGAUCUUAGUAAACAUAAGAAACUUUACCAUGGUGGCAUGUGAAAACAGUUAAUGUAGGCCAGAUCUUUUUUUCUAAGCACAUUUUGUUAUAUGGAGUAUUAUAAGAACAAAUUAAAUUACUUUCUAUGAACUGUCAUAUAUCAUAUACAAAGGAAAAAUAUUACCAAUGUAUCCAGUGCCCAGGGCUGGAAUGCAACCAGCGUCCUCGGUUUACGCGAUAGAUGUCUGACCCGCUCGGCCACCCGAGCGAGGGGCACGUCGAAAUUUCCAGGUAUAUGACAAUUUCUGAAAGCUUGUGGCGCCCCCUGGCCAUCCCUUAGGUCGAACAGUAUGGUUGAACCUCCUAACUGUAACAACUCAGGAGAUUUCGGGCUAGCGAUGAGAGAUGGCGCUUUUAUUAAUACUCUAAGUACAAAUUAUACUUACCAAUUUUCAUUACUUUUAGGUUUUAUAGUAAAAAAAAAUAUAUUUUUAAUGACUCGUAAAAAAAGUAUUGUAUACAAUAGUGAUAUAAUCAAACUUUACAAUCUUGUACCUCACUUAGGCAACUCAGCAAGCUUCGUUGCCUAAACACGGUACUCGACUGAAAAGCUCUGUCUGUAUGUCUGUCUGUUUGUUACGUCUUAACGCUUAAACCACUGAAGCGAUUGAGAUAAAAUUUGAUACCGAUAUAGUUAGAGGCCCGGGGAAGGACAUAGGAUAGUUUUUGAUAAUCAUCAUCAUCAUCAUUCCACGCAGACAAACUCGCGGGCAGAAACUAGUGAUAAAUAAAAUAACUCGAAAAUACAGAAAUGCGUUUUUUUUUAUGAAAUUAUAAUUUCUGGGUUCUUGUGGAUGUAUUGUUUUUUUUAUAUGUAGGGAAGAGUGAAACCAUGUUUUUUUAUACUUAAGAAUAUGUAUUUGUAGUAUUUGUUGUAAUUUCUUAAACAUUAAAUUGUGUCAUUUUUCUAUUAAAA
This is a messenger RNA of Cydia pomonella (codling moth), 1887 nucleotides long. Its product is annotated as zinc finger protein 431-like. Gene Ontology annotation, cellular component: nucleus. Gene Ontology annotation, biological process: regulation of transcription by RNA polymerase II. The transcript has 2 exons. Gene Ontology annotation, molecular function: DNA-binding transcription factor activity, RNA polymerase II-specific; RNA polymerase II cis-regulatory region sequence-specific DNA binding. The coding region runs from base 140 to 973 and encodes 277 amino acids. The record is from RefSeq and is a predicted model, not a curated record. Lineage: Eukaryota; Metazoa; Arthropoda; Insecta; Lepidoptera; Tortricidae.